Orbilia oligospora ATCC 24927 is the source of this 753-nucleotide messenger RNA. RefSeq lists its product as uncharacterized. Gene Ontology annotation, biological process: ubiquitin-dependent protein catabolic process. NCBI's taxonomy places the organism in Eukaryota, Fungi, Ascomycota, Orbiliomycetes, Orbiliales, Orbiliaceae. Gene Ontology annotation, cellular component: nucleus; proteasome core complex, alpha-subunit complex; cytosol. The transcript is spliced from 5 exons. The record is from RefSeq and is a predicted model, not a curated record. The coding region runs from base 1 to 753 and encodes 250 amino acids.
AUGUCGAGACGUUACGAUUCACGAACCACUAUCUUCUCCCCGGAAGGUCGUUUAUACCAAGUCGAAUAUGCUCUGGAAGCCAUCUCACAUGCCGGUACUGCAAUCGGUAUCCUAGCCACUGACGGUAUCGUCCUUGCUGCCGAACGCAAAGUCACAAGCAAGCUGUUGGAACAGGAUUCGUCAGCCGAGAAGCUCUAUAUCUUGAAUGAUAACAUGAUCUGUGCCGUCGCCGGAAUGACUGCCGAUGCCAACAUCCUCAUCAACUACGCCCGCCAAACAGCCCAGAACUAUCUCCGAACAUAUGACGAAGAAAUUCCCUGUGAACAGCUAGUGAAGAGAUUAUGUGACUUGAAGCAAGGAUAUACACAGCACGGAGGUCUGAGACCCUUUGGUGUAUCUUUCAUCUAUGCCGGUUAUGAUUCAUUAAGGAACUUCCAACUAUAUCUAUCAAAUCCUUCGGGUAACUACGGUGGGUGGAAAGCAACGAGCGCGGGUGCAAACAAUGCCAGUGCACAAAGUUUGUUGAAGCAAGACUACAAGGAGGAUUGUAACUUGGAGGAAGCAUGCGAGAUCGCCGUCAAAGUCCUUAGCAGAACUAUGGAUAGCACUACGCUGUCGAGUGAGAAGUUGGAGUUUGCUACGGUUGGUCAAAGGGAUGGAAAGAUAUUCCUCAAUAUUUGGAGUGCUGAGGAAAUAGACGUUCUGUUGAAGAAGCAUGGAUUAGGAAAGGAAGAAAAGGCUACAGAGGACUAG